Molecule: messenger RNA, 685 nt
Organism: Cicer arietinum (chickpea)
Lineage: Eukaryota; Viridiplantae; Streptophyta; Magnoliopsida; Fabales; Fabaceae
Source: RefSeq, a predicted model, not a curated record
CAUGGUACCUAGAGCCUAUUAAGAAAGACAACCCUAUACCGUAAUUACCCCGGGACCCACUGUCCUUAUAUGAGAUUUUUUUUCUUCGAUAAACCGUGUCCCAUUUCCGAUUUACCCCUUCUUUGUCGCUUUUCAGCAGAUCAGUCGCAGUACUAUUCAUCGCGCACAAAUAUUGUUUUUAUGCCUUUUCCGCCACUGUUUCGUUGCUGGUUUUAGGUAAUUGCUUAUUGAUUAUGGCUACUUAUGAAGAUUUUCUUCGGUGGGUAGAGUAUUGUCAGAACUCGAGUUCUGCUAUUUCGGCCGCACAAAGUGGUAAUUCACCUGUUUGCAUCUCACCUUCUCAUAGCCCAUGGAUUCUCGAUUCUGGUGCAUCUGACCACAUCACUGAUCAACUAUCAGGACGACAAAUUGGUGUUGGAUAUGAGUCUAAUGACCUUUAUUAUCUCUCAAACCCAUCAACUACAUGCCCUACCACAAAUUAUCAUCUUACUAUACAUGCUCAGUUAGGUCAUCCAAGUCUUCCCAACAGGCGACAUCACCACUAGCUUUGUUAAUUCCAAUGAUCAAUUGGCAGAUGUAUUCACUAAGUCCCUGAGAGGUCCUCGAAUCAGGUAUAUAUGUAACAAGCUUGAUGCAUAUGAUUUAUAUGCUCCAGCUUGAGGGGGAGUGUUGAAAAUAUAUUUAU